ACAAAGGUCCGUUUGCAGUGGCUGGCGGGUUCCACGAGUGCUCUUCAUUUCUCAAUUCUCCCUCCAUUUCUCUGCAAAACCCUGCACAGAAGAAGAGGACAUGGACCCCUCUUCUGCUUCCUCUCUGACACAUCCCUAACAGUAAUCACACAUCUCUAUACAUUGAUCUGUUCUUUUUAAUUCAUCUAAUUCAGCAUCCCCAGUUCCAUCAUCCGUCAACCCAGGAUGAAGAAAACAUUAAAUAACUCAAAAUCAAAACUCCUUCCCUGAUCCAAUUACUCCAAUAUCAGCCGUCUGAUUCAGAUCCUCGCUAUUUCUUUCUAUUUAUUACCACUGCCAUGGUUUCCACCUAUUCUCUUUUCUAUCAAUCUAUUGGUAGCCAUCACUUUCUCCGUGCGCCGAAAAAGAUCACUCAUCUCCAAAACAAUGAUCUCUCCUUCUAGAAUUCUUGCACAGGCACCAUGAAAACUACACCGUUCCAUCUCUCUUUCAAAAAUUACUUUCCUUUCUCAUUGCUAUGGGCUGUGGAGGUUCUAAAGUGGACGAUUUACCACUAGUAGUUCUCUGUAGAGAGCGCAAGGAAGUCAUCAAAGCUGCCUCCGACCACCGCUACGCUCUCGCUGCUGCACACGUGGCUUCUUUUCAUUCGCUGAGAGACGUUGGCGACGCGAUUCGCCGAUUUGUCGAUGAAGGGCUCGUUAUCGCCUCUUCCUCAACCGCUCCUGCCUCUCCCGUACUAACUUUACCAUCUCGCGAAGGGAAAUCCAGGCAUGUAUCGAAGAACUCCUCUACUUCAACCUCACUUUCGCACUCUAUAGACACCAAAAGCAAAGACGAGGACAUUGGAGAUUCGCAUUUGCCCUUGUCUUCCGGGUCGGAUUUGGAUUUGGAUUCGGACUCCGUUUCAGGUUCAGGUCACAUCCACAUUCAUGAUACCCCUGAAGAAGCAGAAGGAGGAGGAGCUGUAAGAGAGAUACCUUCUACUUCUUCCAAUAAUAAUUUUAAUGAUUAUCCCCAACCUCAAAGAAAUUGGGGUUUUCCUAAUUACGCAGGAGAUAAUCCGUAUCCUAACCCGUAUCCGUAUUCAUACUCGUAUGAGAAUUCGUAUGCAAAUACGUAUUAUAUGAAGAGGUCUGCUACUCCGGCUAAAACGGUGGUGUAUGAGGAUCCUUCAGUAAAUGGGUACUCUGAUGGCGGGUCGGGUUAUUACGCAGGUGGGUAUUUUGGGUACCCGAUGAUGACUUCACCAACAAGGAAGCCAAGUCCUGAGAAGCCACCACCGGUGCCCCCAUCACCACCAAGAGUGUCAACAUGGGAUUAUUUCAACGUGUUCGAUGCAUACGACAACGGUGGUAGCGGUGGGUAUCCAGAUUAUCAUCCGUACGCGAGAUACGGAUAUGGGUCGAGUACAAGUAGUCCAGAUUCGAAAGAGGUGAGGGAGAGAGAAGGGAUUCCUGAUUUGGAAGAUGAAACGGAGCAAGAAGUAAUAAAAGAGGUUCAUAAAGAGAAGAAGAAAACGAGUGAAGAAAUGGAUUUGAAUGGAAAAAUGAAGUUUAAUGAGGAAAUGAUGAGGGAUUACGGAGAAGGUACUUCAAAGUCAGUGCAUAUAGAAAGCAGUAGUGAGAGUUUAGAGUCUGUUAAAGGUAAAGGAAUCAAUAACAGUAUGAGUCCGAACACGAUUCAGAGUCCUGAUAGUAUUGUUUCGAAGAGCCCUGAAGAGGGGUCUGUUAGGAAAAAGGGGGUUAGUUUUGAGGUUGAAGAUGCCUCUAAUUUAACAGUGGAAAUUGAGUCUUCCAAGCCUAGUGGUGUUCCUACUACUACAUUGUCGGCUCAUGGUACAAGGGAUCUUCAAGAGGUGGUGAAGGAAAUAAGGGACGAAUUUGAGACCGCUUCUGGUUAUGGGAAUGAGGUUGCAUUAAUGCUUGAGGUGAGCAAGUUGCCUUACCAGUGCCAGCAAAGAAGCUCCCUAUUUAAAGUGAUUCUUUCCAGGAUCCUGUAUUUGGUGUCUUCCCACCCUCCUGCAAGGCCAUCAGUACGCAUUUCUUCUAGGACAAUGAAAAUGGCAAAAUCUUACCCCUUGGAAUCUGGAAAUGACUUUGACAUGAGGCGGAGAAACCUAUCAUCUACUCUCCAGGAAAUUUACGCUUGGGAGAAGAAACUAUACAAGGAAGUGAGGGUAUGGGGCAAUGAUGUUGAUGAAGAACGGCUACGGGUCAUCUAUGAAAAGGAGUGCAAAAGGUUAAAAAUGUUGGAUGACCGUGGAGCAGAGUCUAGUAAAAUUGAUGCUACCCAGGCUUCGAUAAGGAAACUGCUGACAAAAAUCAAUGUGUGUAUCCGAGCUGUUGAUGCUAUAUCCAGUAAGAUACAUAGGUUGAGGGAUGAAGAAUUGCAGCCUCAGAUCACUGAAUUGAUUCAUGGGUUGAUCAGAAUGUGGAAGUCCAUGCUCAGAUGUCACCAGAAGCAGUUCCAAGCUAUUAUGGAUAGCAAAGUUCGCUCUCUAAAAGCACGGAGAGAUUCUGGUUUGAAAGCCACAGUUGAACUUGAAGUGGAGCUUAUUAAUUGGUGCGCCUGUUUUAACAAUUGGAUUAACACCCAAAAAUCCUAUGUGGAGUCAUUAAAUGGGUGGCUGUUAAGGUGCCUUAACCAGGAACCUGAAGUAACCGCUGAUGGGAUUGUGCCCUUCUCCCCAAGCAGAAUUGGUGCCCCACCUAUUUUUGUAAUUUGCAAUGAUUGGUACCAAGGAAUUGUUAGGAUUUCUGAGCAGGAGGGGGUUGAAAAUGCCAUGCUUGGUUUCACUUCAAGCUUACAUCGGUUGUGGGAACGGCAAGAUGAGGAGCAGCAACAAAGGAUCAAAGCAGAGUACCUUACAAGGGAUUUUGAGAAACAGCUUAAAACCUUGCAAAUGGAGAAGGGAAGGAUUGAGCAGGAGCGUGGAAUCUCACCUCUAGAUAAAACCAUGUCAAAGGUUUCUUCAGAGAGUGGAAUCUCACCACUAGAUGAUCUGAAGGUGGAUUUGGAUUCAAUGAGGAAGAAAUUGGAAGAAGAGAGGGCAAGGCACAAGGAAACAGCCAAAUCAGUCCAUGAUGCAGCUUCCAGUAGUUUACAAGCAGGUUUGGUCCCAAUUUUUCAGGCUCUGGGCAAAUUCACUUCCGAAGUUCUGAAAGCUCAUGAAGAAGUUAGGCUUUGAGAUGCUGGUGGCCCAUAGGAAAUGCAUCAGCAGCUAUGUUGAAGGUCCUUGAGGGAAAGUUACCCUGCUUUACCUGGAUCAAGUAACAAUUGGAAAAAGGUUAGAUUCGUAAGGAAAGUGAAGGAAGAUGAAUAAAGCAAAUAUGUACCAGAAAGGAUUUGGCACAACGGUUAAAAUUACUUGGAUAAGAUAACGGGAGUGCAAUAUGGAAUUUGCUUAGAGAAGCUGGAGGUUUUUGGGGAAGAAAUAUGCGUGAGAGGCAAGUCAAACCGUUGUUUCCGUUUCAACUGGUUCUGCCCUAACCCUUGAGUAGAUGAUAUGUAGGAAUUUGUACAGAAAUUCAUU
Molecule: messenger RNA, 3532 nt
Organism: Populus euphratica (Euphrates poplar)
Lineage: Eukaryota; Viridiplantae; Streptophyta; Magnoliopsida; Malpighiales; Salicaceae
Exons: 4
Coding region: 518-3187 (889 amino acids)
Source: RefSeq, a predicted model, not a curated record